AUGUCUGCUAAAGAGAACCCCUGCAGGAAAUUUCAAGCCAACAUUUUUAAUAAAAGCAAAUGUCAAAAUUGCUUUAAGCCUCGGGAAUCCCAUUUGCUCAAUGAUGAAGAUUUAAACCAGGCAAAGCCCAUCUACGGUGGUUGGCUGCUGCUGGCACCAGAAGGGACGGACUUUGACAACCCUGUGCACCGUUCCCGGAAAUGGCAGCGCCGGUUCUUCAUCCUCUACGAACAUGGCCUGCUGCGCUACGCCCUGGACGAGAUGCCCACGACCCUCCCACAGGGCACCAUCAACAUGAACCAGUGCACAGAUGUUGUGGAUGGGGAGAGCCGGACGGGGCAGAAGUUCUCCCUGUGCAUCCUGACUCCCGAGAAAGAGCACUUCAUCCGAGCUGAGAACAAGGAGAUCAUCAGCGGGUGGCUGGAGAUGUUGAUCGUCUACCCGAGGACAAACAAGCAGAAUCAGAAGAAGAAGAGGAAGGUAGAGCCCCCAACCCCGCAGGAACCUGGUCCCGCUAAGAUGGCUGUGACCAGUAGCAACAUUCCUAAUGCAGAGAAGGUCCCCACUACAAAGUCCACCCUCUGGCAAGAAGAAAUGAGGGGCAAAGAUCAACCAGAUGGGAACAGUAGCAUCAGCCCAGCCCAGAGCCCCAUGCAGAGUCAGGCCAUGCCUGCCAGCUCCUUGAAGGAACCUGUGUUGGAAAGCAAAGAAGAUGAGAGCUCCAUGAAUGGCGACCGGAUAGACUGUGGGCGGAAGGCGCGUGUUGAGAGCGGUUACUUUUCCUUGGAGAAGACCAAGCAAGACUCGAAGUUGGAAGAGCAGCAGCUGCCACCUCCACCAUCCCCUCCCAGCCCCAGCACCCCGAACAACAGGCGGUCCCAGGUAAUUGAAAAAUUUGAGGCAUUAGAUAUAGAGAAUGCAGAGCAUAUGGAAACCAAUGCGUCCGCAGGCCCCUCCCUUUCCAGCGAGACACGUCAGGGCAGGAGCGAGAAGAGGGUUUUCCCCAGGAAACGGGACUUCACCUCUGAAACUGCAGCAGUGGGAUCCAUCCUGGAAGUCUCAGCUUCCCCUUUGUCUCCUCACCGUAGAGCAAAAUCACUGGAUAGAAGGUCCACUGAGUCCUCCAUGACGCCGGACCUGCUGAACUUCAAGAAGGGAUGGCUGACGAAGCAAUACGAGGAUGGGCAGUGGAAGAAACACUGGUUUGUGCUGACGGAUCAGAGCCUGAGAUACUACAGGGAUUCCGUGGCAGAGGAGGCAGCUGAUUUGGAUGGAGAAAUUGAUUUGUCUACAUGCUAUGACGUCACGGAAUAUCCAGUUCAGCGAAACUAUGGCUUCCAGAUCCAUACUAAAGAAGGGGAAUUCACCCUCUCUGCCAUGACCUCUGGGAUUAGACGAAACUGGAUCCAGACGAUCAUGAAGCACGUUCGCCCCACCGCCGCUCCAGAUGUGACCAGCUCCUUGCCAGAAGAGAAAAGCAAAACCAGCUCUUCCUUUGAGACCUGUCCAAAGCCAAGUGAGAAGCAGGACUCGGACCAAGCUGAGAUGGAUCCUGAGCAGAAGCGGAGCCGUGCCCGGGAGCGCAGGCGAGAGGGACGCUCCAAAACCUUUGACUGGGCUGAGUUCCGCCCCAUUCAGCAAGCCUUGGCGCAGGAGAGAGCCACUGCUGCAGAGCCCUCGAAGAGCAGCUCUACGGCCUUCCCCAGGGAACCCAGCGCUCCGGACGCAGACCCCGGGGAGCUGGAACGGGAGCGUGCUCGGCGGAGAGAGGAGAGGCGCAAGCGCUUUGAGAUGAUCGAUGCUGUUGAUGGGGCAGGCCCAGAGGACGUGUUGAGGAUGGACGUGGACAGGAUCCCAGGCCUGCCCAUCACAGGGGAGGUGAAGCCACAGAACGUUCAUGUGGAGAUUGAGCAGCGAUGGCACCAGGUGGAGACGACCCCUCUACGGGAGGAGAAGCAAAUCCCCAUCAUGCCCCUGCACGUGGCCCAACCGGACGACAGAGACGACGGGAUCCACAAGCAGCAGCUAACCUCACUGCUGGAGAAGGAGUUGGAGCAGAGCCAGAAGGAGGCAUCAGACCUCCUCGAGCAGAACCGGGUCCUGCAGGGCCAACUGAAGGUGGCACUGGGCCGGGAGCAGAGUGCCAGGGAAGGCUACGUGUUGCAGGCGACAUGUGAACGUGGGUUUGCGGCCAUGGAAGAGACGCAUCAGAAGAAGAUUGAGGAUCUGCAGAGGCAACACCAGCGGGAACUGGAGAAACUGCGGGAGGAGAAAGAUCGCCUGCUAGCGGAAGAAACAGCCGCUACCAUCUCGGCCAUCGAAGCCAUGAAGAACGCCCACCGUGAGGAGCUGGAGAGGGAGCUGGAGAAGACCCAGCGCUCCCAGAUCAGCAGUGUCAACUCGGAUAUUGAGGCCCUCAGGAAGCAGUACUUGGAGGAGCUGCAGUCGGUCCAGCGGGAACUGGAAGUCCUUUCGGAGCAGUACUCCCAGAAGUGCUUGGAGAACGCUCAUUUGGCCCAGGCCCUGGAGGCUGAGAGGCAGGCCCUCCGCCAGUGCCAGCGAGAGAACCAGGAGCUCAAUGCACACAAUCAGGAGCUGAAUAACCGCCUGGCUGUGGAGAUCACACGGUUACGGACCGGGGAGGGAGGGGGAGAGGCUGCUGGCUCGCCUCUCACGCAGGGCAAGGAUGCCUAUGAGUUAGAGGUCCUAUUACGGGUCAAGGAAUCAGAAAUCCAGUACCUGAAGCAGGAGAUCAGCUCCCUCAAGGAUGAGUUGCAGACGGCACUACGGGAUAAGAAAUACGCCAGUGACAAGUACAAAGACAUCUACACGGAGCUGAGCAUCGUGAAGGCCAAGGCAGACUGCGACAUCAGCAGGUUGAAAGAGCAGCUGAAGGCAGCCACAGAAGCGCUGGGCGAGAAAUCCCCCGAGAAUACCACUGUGUCGGGAUACGACAUCAUGAAAUCAAAAAGCAACCCUGACUUCUUGAAGAAAGACAGAUCCAGUGUUAGCCGGCAACUAAGGAAUAUCAGGUCAAAGAGUCUGAAGGAAGGCCUGACCGUGCAAGAACGCUUGAAGCUCUUUGAAUCCAGGGACUUGAAGAAAGACUAG
Messenger RNA from Emys orbicularis (European pond turtle), 3111 nucleotides. RefSeq names its product myosin phosphatase Rho interacting protein (gene MPRIP). Lineage: Eukaryota; Metazoa; Chordata; Testudines; Emydidae. Gene Ontology annotation, molecular function: actin filament binding. The coding region runs from base 1 to 3111 and encodes 1036 amino acids. The record is from RefSeq and is a predicted model, not a curated record. The transcript is spliced from 23 exons. Gene Ontology annotation, cellular component: actin cytoskeleton.